Molecule: messenger RNA, 3192 nt
Organism: Acanthamoeba castellanii str. Neff
Lineage: Eukaryota; Discosea; Longamoebia; Acanthamoebidae
Exons: 20
Coding region: 1-3192 (1063 amino acids)
Biological process (GO): Golgi to plasma membrane transport; exocytosis
Cellular component (GO): exocyst
Source: RefSeq, a predicted model, not a curated record
AUGCGUGCGUCGCUCAAGGUGGACACGAGCGGGAGGGGCAGUGCCACGCCGUCCAAGCAAAGGCGGCGCUCCACAAUGCAUAACAGCAGCAGCAACAAAGACUCGUCGAAUGGCGCGGGCGACGGUGGAGGGGGCGGCAGAGAGGAUAGCUCCAUGGAGGCCCUCGAGGCCCAGCGCUACCUGCAGACCACCCUCCCGCGCUUCCUGGAGAACAUCGACGACGCCUACAAGGUGCCCUUCAACUUCAAGCUCGGGGAGGGUAACGUGGUGGAGAAGGAGGAGACGGCGAUGCUGGUGCCCCUGGGGAGCUUCAACCCGGUGCCCAAGAUCCUGAGCGCCAUUCAGUCCGAUGACCUGGAGGACGAACGCGCGGCUCUCCGGUCCGACUGCGACAGCAUGGACCAGGCCAUGCAGAUCAUCGUCGACGGUACGGACCUCCGCCUCGAGAAGGCCCUUCUCCCGUACUACAACGGGUUUAACAAGUCGCUGGCCAGCUAUGGGCACAUCCUGCGGCACAUCUCCACCUCCAAGGAGUCGGUGCGGCUGCUCAAGGCGCAGCUGGCCGACAUCAAGACCAGCCUCAACAUCCGCAACAAGGCACGUCACGCCGCACGCGGUUUCGGUAGUGGUGGCUGGUGGCUGGAAUUGCGUAAGCUGUGGCUGCGAAAGGCCGAGUACAGCGAAACGACCCGCAUCCUCGACGAAAUCGAAGAGGUGAAGGUCGGGUGGGAGCUCGUGGAGCGCCACACGCAGGCCCAGAGCUGGGUGCCGGCGGCGCGCGUGCUGAUUCGAUGCGCGCGCAUCGUCGAGCAGGACGAAAUGCGCCAGAUCGGUGCCAUCUACGACAUCCGCCUCUUUGUGCUCGACCUCUACCACAAAUUCCACACCCGGAUCAUCGAGGAGCUGCAUCAGGUCAUCUACCUCAAGCACCACGACCACCAGCAGCACCACCAGAACCAGCAGCAGGCGGCCGGAGAGGGAAUGGUGGACAGGACCGCCUCCGUGGACCUCUCCCUUUCGCGGUCGCAAGGGGACGUGCUGGCUGGCAGAGCCGAGCCGACGCGCCAGGAGCAGCCCAAGCUGACUGCCGCGCAGCUCACUCAGCGCCUGGAGUCGUUGGUGGAGAGCCUGUGCAUCGUGAAGCGGGUGAAGGAGGCCGUAGAGGCGCUCUCCUCGCGCGUGGGCACCGAAACGCGCUCCAUGAUCGACGCCGGCAUCUCCGGCAUCCUCAUCAAGCACCAGGAAAAGCGAUCCGCUCCCUCCGCCGCCGCCGCCGUGGCCUCGACCGCGUCGCACGCCCCCAACUCUCCGCUGGAGAACUUGCUGCGGGCCUUGUUCGAGGACUGCGUGAAGGUGCUCCUCAACCACAAGCGGGUGAAGGGCGAGGCGUCGGCGUACACGCUGGCGGGCGUGUGGGAGGCCAUGCAGGAGGAGCUCAUCACCCUCCUCCGCAUCUACCUCGCGGCCAGCUCGCCCUCCGCCGACAGCAACUCCAACAUCGCCGACGCUCCUCGCCGCAAGCUCUUCCGCUUUGCCGAUUCGUCGGCCGCCACGUACAACGUGACGGGCGCCAAGGAGGGCGCUUCCGCCCUCGCCGCUCUGCAGUUGCUGAGCCCGAGCCCGUACAACCUCAUCACCGUCUACCCCCUCCUACGCCGCUUCCAGGCCGACGUCCUGCGCUCUGUCCUCGAAUUCCACGAGGCCCAGGACAAUGGGCGGCUGCUGGGCUUCAUGGACGAAUUCGUGGAACAGGUCUAUCUGCCGCACGUUCGCCACCAGUACAGAACGCGGCUCAACCAGGCCGUCGAAUCCCCCGACGCGUUCAAACCGAGGGAGCGGCAGAGGGCCGCCAAUGGGGAGGUCCACAAUUGGCCUCGGUCGGUGGUCUAUUGCGUGGGCGAGCUGGCCACCAUGAUCCGUGACGCUGCCCGCGCCAUGGCCGCCCUCCCCGCCUACGCCCACCACCUUGCUCAGGUGGUGGAGGACCUGUGCCUGUCGUUCCAGCGCCGCUGUACGGUGGCGUACGAGGACGCCACGGAGAGCUCCCUAGCGGCCCGCAUCGUCUCCAAUUCCCUGGUGCCGGCCCAGUUGGCCCACGACCCCCUGUGGAACAAACUGCUCGCCGACAUCCAGGAGGAGGAGGCGCUGGCCAAGAAAGAGGGCAGAGGGCGGGACGCCCAUCGGGCAUUGGGGCGACUGUCGCCCCGCAGCAAGACGUCUCCCCGCGGUAAGAUGUCGCCCCGACGGCGGCAGGCGAGCGUGCUGGAGGCCGAGCCGGAGAGCGAGGGCGGUUGGGCCACCUACCUGUACGAGGGCGAGGACAAGUUUUGCCGCGACAAUCCCAUCGCCCGCACCGACCUCCUCCUCGACUCGGGCCGCCUCCUCCACCUGUGCCACCUCACCGAGAGCCUCGAGUGGUUGGUCGAGGAGCUGGAGUCGAUGUGCACCGAACAGCAGCACCAGCAGCAGCAGGGGGAGGCGUCCAAACGGCGCGAGGGAGUGGCCGAUGGCUGGGGCCUGCGCACGGCCAUCAACCAAUUCACGGCCAUGGCCAACCGGUGCCUGUUUGUGCUCAAGGUCGAGGUGCGGUUGCACGCGUUCUACUUCCUAGACGGGCUGCAGAAGUGCUCCUACGUGGUGGGCGACGAAACCCCCGAACCCGACGGAUGCAUCGUCGAGCUCACCAAGGACCUGGGGGCGCUGGAGAGCAUUCUGUCGCGGGUGCUGCCCGAGCACAAGGUGGCCUACGUGCUCGGCGGCCUCGAGGGCCUGGUGGCGUCGAUUGUGGUGCGCACGCUGCCCAAGGUCAAGGCCUUCAAUCCCAACGGCGUCUGGAAGAUGUGCCGGAAUGUGUUUGCGCUCGAGCAGUCUCUCUCGCAGCUGGGCUACGCGGGCAACGGGGUCGCGUUUGAGGCGGCGCGGCGCUACUACCGCCUGCUCACCCUCCCGCCCGACGAGCUCGUGGCCCACCUCCUUCGCCCUUCGUCAUCGCCGCCGGCCGCCGGUUCGCCAUCAGCAUCGUCAUCAUCGCCCGGCGACGACGCGUCAGUGGUGGCUGGCCAGGGCGGACGGGCCUACUACGCCUACACGCCGGAGGAGUACAAGGCCCUGCUGGCCCACCUCGACAAAUCCCCCGCCUACCGGCACGUCAACUUCGACGCCCUCCUCAAGACCCUGGCCGCCAAGGCGUAG